AUGAGAGAGAGCAAGAUCGACUGGACGUCGGUACUGGGACAGGCGUUUGGGCGUUGGAUUAUGGUGGUUGGCGUCGACCUGAGCCCAAUUCAACCCGACUUCUUCGAAGUCGACGAUAUCGAGAAAGCAUGGACUUGGUCGGAGCCUUUUGACUUCAUCUUCUUUAGGAAUAUGAUCGGAAGCUUUACCAGCUGGCCGGAUAUGAUCGCCAAAGCCUACGAGAAUCUUGAAUCAGGCGGCUACCUGGAGCUUCAGGACAACAUGUUCCCACUUAAAUGUCAAGAUGGCACUAUGCCAGACGACUUUAUACCCUUUAAGUGGUCGAAGCUGCUCAUCGAGGGGACUGAUAACAUUGGUCGGUCUAUUACCGUUGCUGCUAGCUUCAAGAAAAUGCUUGAGGAUGCAGGAUUUGUCGACGUCGAGGAGCGGAGGGCGAUAUGGCCUUUUAAUCCAUGGCCAAAGGACAAGAAGCUCAAUGAAACAGGCGCAUGGAGUCAGGCGUCUACUUUGAUGGGAGUUGAAGGCAUAUCGAUGGCGCUUCUUACUCGGGUGCUUGGCUGGUCCUCAGAAGAGGCGACUGUGUUUUGCGCUGAGGUCAGAAGUGCGCACAAGAAGAUAGGAGUCCACGCCUACUAUGAUGUGUGA
Colletotrichum spaethianum is the source of this 645-nucleotide messenger RNA. RefSeq names its product putative methyltransferase tdiE. The record is from RefSeq and is a predicted model, not a curated record. The transcript has 6 exons. Bases 1 to 645 code for a protein of 214 amino acids. NCBI's taxonomy places the organism in Eukaryota, Fungi, Ascomycota, Sordariomycetes, Glomerellales, Glomerellaceae.